UUGGCGUCCAGAAAUAAAAUCGCAAUGGCUACUAUAACAAAGACAUUUACUCCACCACCGGCGGACGCUUACUCCUUCACGUCGCCUCGCAGUGUCGGAUCGACAGACAUGACGACGAAAUGGCACACCGCAAACGAACACGCGAUAACCACACAAUACAAGUACAACGACGAAAGCACGCAAAAAUGGCUGUUGGCAAAUUUAGCAGGAGACAGCAGGACAUACGCCAUGCAAUGGGGUGGAAGUGCUCUGUCACCAUACGCCGUGGAUCCAUCAUGGCAGAGUUGUCAGCCCGACGGCAGCAGAUUCCAUCAUUACAGUCCAGGAGUUUGCCCAGAGGGACAUACACUGGCGCAGUACACCGUGUAUCGGGUUCAAACCAUGUCGGAUCAAAGUCUUUCUACGUAUUGGGGAGGAGAUUGCUGUAAAACCGGCAUGUACCCAUACCCCGACUCUCAAUCCUUAUUCAGCGAGCCAGGCCUCUGUAUCAGCGCCAUCUCAGAACCACUCGUCGUCCGCGCGCCCGAUCCCUCCGACAUCUCUCCACCAGCCACAGGUAUCCCCGCACCUUUCUCGUACAACAGAACAUCCGUGACGGCAACAAACGGCUUCGCAAUCUCCCAAGGGCUCUCCGUCCUCUGGGCCGAAACCGACUUCCCGAAUUUCCCCCCAGCAUACGCAUCAUCGCUAGCCCAAGCCCUGCAUCUGACGUUGAAUUUCUCCACGUCGACGGCAGAUGCCGGAUCCAACCCAAGCAAUGCAGGCACAUCGCCUUACCCAACAGCAACACACAAGAAAACACAAGACAUGUAUGGUUUCUACGAGGAAAGCGCAGACCCGAAGUAGACGCAAAUGAUAAACCCGUCGUCGAACUAGACGGCUCGCGGGAUCGCCGGGAGCUCGACGCGGAGCGCGGCCGCCACGAGAUGUGCGCUUCUCCUCUUCCUCCUGCUUAUGGCGAGUUGGACUCGUUGGCUGUGUUUGUGGUUCCUGGGUCGCCGAGGGAGUUGGAUGCCGCGGCGUCGGUUAAGGUCCGGC
Molecule: messenger RNA, 1038 nt
Organism: Periconia digitata
Lineage: Eukaryota; Fungi; Ascomycota; Dothideomycetes; Pleosporales; Periconiaceae
Source: the annotation of a GenBank genome assembly